AUGAAUAACAUUAUUCUUUCAAUAUUUCUUUGUGUGUUCAUCACCUUGAGCUUUGGUGUUGAACAAAUUGAAGCAGCAAGAGCAUUUUUUGUUUUUGGUGAUUCACUUGUUGACAAUGGAAAUAACAACUACCUAGCAACUACUGCUCGUGCCGAUACAUAUCCUUAUGGAAUCGACUCCGAAACUCAUCGAGCUUCCGGUCGAUUCUCCAAUGGCCUCAACAUGCCUGAUCUUAUCAGUGAGAAAAUAGGGUCAGAACCAACAUUGCCAUAUUUGAGUCAAGAGCUUGAUGGUGAGAGAUUACUCAUUGGUGCUAACUUUGCUUCUGCUGGAAUAGGAAUUCUCAAUGACACUGGAGUUCAGUUUAUUAAUAUAAUCCGAAUUACCGAACAAUUAGCAUACUUUAGACAGUACCAACAAAGGGUUAGUGCACUAAUUGGAGAAGAUGGUGCACAAAAAUUAGUGAACCAAGCAUUGGUACUAAUAACCUUAGGAGGGAAUGAUUUCGUGAACAACUAUUAUUUGGUUCCGAUGUCAGCAAGAUCUCGUCAAUAUGCUCUUCCCGAUUAUGUUGUUUUUCUCAUUUCCGAGUAUCGCAAAAUUCUCAGGAAUCUGUAUGAAUUAGGAGCAAGAAGAGUUUUGGUGACAGGGACAGGACCAUUAGGUUGUGUACCAGCAGAAUUAGCUAUGCAUAGUAGAAAUGGAGAGUGUGGUGCAGAUCUUCAAACAGCUACUAAUUUGUUCAAUCCGCAACUUGUUCAACUGAUUAAUCAACUCAACUCCGAAAUCGGUGGCCCUAAUCAUGUCUUCAUUUACGCUAACGCUUUCGCUAUGCAUUUGGAUUUCAUUUCUGAUCCACAAGCAUAUGGAUUUGUGACAUCAAAAGUAGCAUGUUGUGGUCAAGGAGCAUACAAUGGAAUUGGACUAUGUACACCAGCUUCUAACUUGUGCCCUAAUAGGGAUGUCUAUGCAUUUUGGGACCCUUUUCAUCCAUCAGAAAGAGCUAAUAGACUAAUCGUUGAUAAAUUUAUGACUGGAGCUACUGAAUACAUGAACCCAAUUAAUAUUAGUACAAUUCUUGCUUUAGAUUCUAGGGUUUAA
Vicia faba (fava bean) is the source of this 1101-nucleotide messenger RNA. The record is from the annotation of a GenBank genome assembly. Lineage: Eukaryota; Viridiplantae; Streptophyta; Magnoliopsida; Fabales; Fabaceae.